CGUGGAUCAGCUGGAGGAAGCUGCUCCGCUCCCUGUGGGUUCAGGUCCACUCGUGUUCGAGGCAGUGAGUUCUGUGAUCCAUCCAGAUGUUCCAGAUGUGGUGCUGCAGCCGCCAUGGAGCGGCUGUUCUGCCGGGUUGGAGGAGCUGCUGCCUCCUGCUGCUGGUUCUGCUGCGAUGCUGGGCUCUGGACCACAGGCCUGGAGGAGCCCUAACUGUGGUGGAGAGCACCAUGGGGGGAGGAGGAGGGACUGGUGAUGAAGACCCGGAGGGCACAGUGGAUGAUGAAGAUGAUAAUCUGGAGGUGCUCCAGCCUAACGAACACUGGCAAACACUCAAACCAGGCCAGGCGGUACCAGCAGGCUCCCAUGUGAGGCUGAACCUGCAGACUGGUCAGAGGGAGGUCCGACUGGGAGAGGAGCAGCUGAAGUACUGGACUCAGGAGCACAGGGAGCCGUCCAUUGAUCCAGACGAGCUAAAACGAGCGAUGAAGAAGAUGAAGGAGGAGAUGAAGAGUCAGGACUCAGCAGUGGCAUCCCAGUUCCGACCGCUGGAGGAGUUGAAGAAGGAGAUGGCUGAGCUGGACCUGCUGGUGGAGACGGAUGUUCAGAUAAUGAAGCGCCUGCUGGAGCAGUUCAACAGCAGCAGCAGCAGCACAGAGCAGAGGCUGAGCAUCCUGCUGGAGCUGGAGUACCUGGUGCAUCAGGUGGAUAACGCUCAGACUCUGUGCUCCAUGGGGGGCCUGAGCCUCAUCCUGGACGGUCUGAACAGCUCCGACAUCCGCCUGCAGGAGAACUCCGCCUUGGUGCUGGGAUCCGCCGCCGCCAGUAACCCGGUGGUGCAGGUCCACGCCGUGGAGGGCGGAGCCCUGCAGACGCUCCUCACAUCGCUGGCCACCGCUCAGCAGCUUAGCGUCAGGAAGAAGGUGCUGUUCGCACUGGCCAGCCUGCUGCGUCACUUCCCCUACGCACAGCGCCACUUCCUGUCCCACGGCGGCCUGACGAUCCUGUCGGAGCUCUUCAGGGCGGAUGUAGGAGGGAUCCUGAGAACGCGUAUCGUCACCAUGUUGUACGACAUGAUCACGGAGAAGGUGCUGAUCUUCCAGGCCGGACCGGACCCGGUCCAGGACCCGUCCCAUGAAGAACGGCAGCGUCAGUACGCCCAGGUGUCCCUGCAGGAGGAGCUGAUGGAGAAGGGCUGGUGCCGCCUGGUUCCCCAGCUGCUCCAGUCCUCUGAGCACGACUACCGGGAGAAGGCUCUCCGGGCUUUGUUGGCUAUGGCGCCCGUGUGUUUGGACCAGUACCGCUCGGACUCGUCUCUGCUCGGUUCUCUGCACUCCCUCCAACUGCAGUACUUGGAACUGGUCCGGUCCGAGACCAUUCUGGGAGACGAUAGCAGCUACUUUACAGAGAUGGUGGAGCUUAUCGACACCCUGCAGGUCAAAGUCAGGUGACCGGGAUGUUCUACUGGAUCGGGCCAAAUAGCCGGACCCCCUGUGGGGGUCUGGGAUGACUGGUCCCACUAGGUCGACUGGUUCCACUGGGUCUGAGAUGAAGAUGAUUUCUUUUGUUGAAGAUCCAUGAUGGAUUUCUUUGUGGUCAGACUGGACCAGAACCGGCUGUUCGUCCAUCUCCCUGCAUCAGGCGUCCCCCGGAAGGUUCAGUCUGACGCUGC
This is a messenger RNA of Cyprinodon tularosa, 1672 nucleotides long. RefSeq names its product SIL1 nucleotide exchange factor (gene sil1). The record is from RefSeq and is a predicted model, not a curated record. The transcript has 11 exons. The coding region runs from base 87 to 1451 and encodes 454 amino acids. NCBI's taxonomy places the organism in Eukaryota, Metazoa, Chordata, Actinopteri, Cyprinodontiformes, Cyprinodontidae.